AUGUCCAAAACCAUUCUGAUCGCCGGCGCCACCGGCAAACAAGGCGGCAGCCUCAUUGAUGCACUCCUCCAGCAAAAUACAGACGUGGAGAUCCUAGCUGUCACUCGCGAUGCCAAUUCCAAAGGAGCCCAGAAGCUCAUGAGCAAGUCAUCAAAAAUUCAUCUGAUCGAAGGCAACCUCGACCACCCCGAAGGAAUCUUUGCAGAUGCCCAGGAAAUUGCCUCGCAGCCAAUCUGGGGUGUUUACAGUGUACAGGUGCCGGUCCCAGGCUCAUCGGACCAAGAAGCCGAAGAGCGGCAAGGCAAAGCGCUGAUCGACACAUCACUAAAGCACAACGUCAAAUUGUUUGUCUAUUCAUCCGUCGAUCGAGGCGGUGACGCUUCAUACGACACCCCUACCCCGGUUCCCCAUUUCAUAAGCAAGCAUCGCAUCGAGCAUCAUCUGGUGGAGCAAACAAAGGGUACGGAGAUGGCCUGGACGAUCUUGCGACCCGUCGCUUUCCUUGAAAACUUCACUCCCGAUUUCUUCGGCAAGGUCUUUGCUACGUCAUGGAGAGAUGUGGUUCAGGAAAAGCCAUUACAAGUCAUUUCUGUAGGAGAUAUUGGGUUCUUUGCGGCUCAAGCUUUCCUGAAUCCAGAGGAAUGGACGGGCAAAUCACUUUCACUGGCUGGAGACGACAUCACCUUUGAGGAUAUGGCUAAGAUAUACAAGGCGAAGACUGGUCGGGAUGUGCCCCUGACCUUCAGUUUUGUUUGUUCAACAUUGUGGUGGAUGAUGAAGGAUUUCGGGUACAUGUUUCAGUGGUUCUAUGACUCGGGCUACGGGGCCGAUAUCUCCACUUUGAAGGAGAUACACCCCGGCUUGAAGGACUUUGAGACAUGGCUGGAGACUGAGAGUGGACUCGUGUCCAGAUGA
Penicillium verhagenii is the source of this 915-nucleotide messenger RNA. Its product is annotated as NmrA-like family protein. Lineage: Eukaryota; Fungi; Ascomycota; Eurotiomycetes; Eurotiales; Aspergillaceae. Bases 1 to 915 code for a protein of 304 amino acids. The transcript is spliced from 2 exons. The record is from RefSeq and is a predicted model, not a curated record.